AUGCCGUACGUUUCGCAAAUUCAAUUCUCAACAUCUCAUCUUCGAAACAAUUUCAAGGUUUUGGCGCGAGACGCUUCCAACGUGUCAGACAUGGAUGUCAAACCAGUUCAGCCGUCUGCUACUCAAACAGCCCCCAGGACCGAGGCUCCGGCAGAAGAGCCCCCUACGUGCCGGGAAUGUCGGCGACGGAAAGUGAAAUGCGACGGUGUCAUGCCCGUCUGCACUAUUUGCAAGAAGUAUAGACGUCACUGUCUGUAUGACAAGCAUAGCAGAACCAGGUUGACCCGGAGACAACUCACCCUCUUGGAGGAACGUCUUGAAAAGGCUGAAACCGUUUUGAGGCGCCACUACACCGACAGUCAGAUUGCGGAGAUGUUGGAAGGACCCAAAGAAAGUCUAGUCUCACAAAAAGCGCCAGAGACGACACCAGCGCCUGCGCCAGUACCUGAAGCAACACCAACGCCUCCAACACUAGCACCAUCAGCAGGAUUGGCCAGCUUGCCAAAUCAAGGAAAUACCGACAAUCUACUACAGCUACCAAAUCAAACACCAGACAAUAGCCUUUACAUGACAGGCACAUCAAAUGCUGCAACCUUCACCACAGAUCCAUUCCUCUUGGCACCGAUUGGCGAAGCCGAAGCAACGGGAGGAAUUUGGACUGGGUCACAAGACACGCCGUUUGAAAUUAUAUCUUCUACAGCUGAUGACUUUGAAUGGAACGAACAGGAAACGUCGUGGGGUACUUACGAUCCAGCCAACUGGUCUAUCACAAACCAUGCCGAUGGAAACCCUUCGCAAGCCAUUAUGGACGGCAUGGCCUCUUUGACCAUCGGUGACCAAAAGAGAGGUUACUAUGGCGCUGCUUCUGGGUCCGCUCUUUUGCGGCAGAUCUUAUCUGCUCGUCCAGAUGGAGAGGAAGUUGACGCCGACGCGGCACUCCAUGAGAUCGAGUCUCUCUUCCAACAACACUCUGAUCAUUCGCAGUGGUUUCGUUCUCAGGCUAUGCUAACCAGAGUGGCGGUGGAGAACCUCAUCGACGCGUUCUUUGUCUUUUAUCAUCCUACGUUCCCCAUCGUUCACGAACCGACCUUCCGAGCGCAGUAUGCAGGGACUUUGCCUUGUGCUAACAAAGGCCACUGGAACACGCUCGCAAACAUCCUUGCGGCUUUGGGUUCAUUCGCGAGUAGCAACGUCGCCGAUGCUACUGAUCUACCAAUAUUCCAAGCAGCGCAAAAGAGUCUGUUCUCAAAUUACCUCGAGGUUGGCAAUUUGACACUUGUCCAAGCUUUCAGUUUGUCAUCGAAUUAUAUGCAGAAACGGAACAAACCGAACACUGGUUUCAACUAUGGUGGUAUAGCUAUCAGGUUGGCGAUAGGACUUGGUCUCCACAAAGACUUAGAAGGAAACAGCCUUUCUCCUCUGCAAAGCGAAACUCGACGUAGGAUAUGGUGGUGUCUGUGUGUUCUGGACGUGGGCGCUACUAUCACCUAUGGAAGACCCUUGAAUUGGCCGCAGGCUGGUGUCGAGACUGCGUUUCCUCAGAACAUACACGAGAAAGAUCUUACACAAGAUUCCACUCACUGCCCGCCUGAAGUAGAGGGCAUAACGAUGUACACAUACAUCCGCGUCCAGUCAGCCUACCACCUCAGCACAAUGCCUGUCUACAACCGUCUCAUCACCAGUCCUUUCCCAACAGCUACAGAGUUAAUUACUCUAGAUGACGUGUGCAUCGGCUCUUGGAUUGCUCAAGUACCAUACUAUUACCUUGCUCUUCCGCCACCAGAGUCUGAAUAUGCGCUUGGGAUGGGCAUUUCAGAAUGGCGCUAUCGAAAUCUCAGGAUUGUCAUGUACCGCCCUUUCCUAGUGCGUUGGGCGCGCUCGUCGGCUCAAAAUGCUCAGCAGAACUUGACGAGUAGUGAAAACUUGGCUGUUUUCAGAUGUCUCGAUGCGGCUAAGGAAUCCAUCACGCAUAUCCAAGGAUAUUGGACUUCUCGUUCACACUCAAGACUCGCUGCGUUUUAUAUCUUAUACUUCUUGUUCCACGCGACCUUGAUCCCAGUUCAUUGCCUACGACAGAACCCUCAUCACUCGCUAGCACCUGACUGGCGCUCACAGAUCCAAGCCUCUCUCGCCAUCAUGGGUGCCAUGGCUGAACUGAACCCCAACAGCUCCAAAUGUCGCGACAUCACACUCAAGUUGUGCUGGCCACAUUUGGAAGAAGAAGGUGCCCGCACAUAUUGCGACAACACAUCAUUCAUGACUGGCGUGGCUGAUAGUGAGGCGGCUUCUAUAAUUAAUGGUUACAAUACGUGGUGCGAGUCUAUGAGUAAUGCAGGGAUUUCGAUAUCGACUUAUGACUGGGCGGAUGACAAUGAUCCGGCAUUGAGUUUCUUCUGA
Fusarium sp. VM40 is the source of this 2397-nucleotide messenger RNA. NCBI's taxonomy places the organism in Eukaryota, Fungi, Ascomycota, Sordariomycetes, Hypocreales, Nectriaceae. The record is from the annotation of a GenBank genome assembly.